AUGGAGAAACAGAGCUCGAAAUCCUCUACCAUCACCAUCCCAGUCGGCAAGUCUACGAAGUCCAAACCGGCCAAAGUUUACACCGGCGAGAAAUUAGUUGUCCGUCAAUCGGGCUUGAGUCUUUCUACUGAAGAUGAAGAGUUGAACAGAAAUGGAAAGGAUGAUGGCGAUGAGGACGACGAAGAUGAAACUCUAAAAUUGGAAAAGUUUGAUCUAGAAGAUGAUGUUCGCAGCUUUGAUAUCGGUCCGGAAGAAUGUAAUGUGAUGGUGAAACAGUGGAAGAAAGAUUUUGGAAAAAUGGAAGGGCGCCACGUUCAAACAGACGCCGAAAAAUGUUCACCGAAUGUUGCCAAACCGCCAAAAAACCAAGAGUUGCACGUUCAAACGGUUGCACACGGUCGCAAUCUACGGAAGCAACAGUUUCGGCAACAGUCGCAGCAGCAAAUGUAUCAAUUCUGCGAGGUGAAAUGCGUGAAGAGUCAUUCUGUUGUCGGGUUAGUUUGUGGAGGGAAUAAUUUCACGAAAAAUUUUAGUCAUUUUCGAAAGCGAAGUAUCGUACGUAAUUUUGUGCCAUACAAAAAAUGUUUCGGUGAUGACUUCAUCAUCUUACCUCAGAAGCAGAAGACACAAACUCUUCAAAAAAAUCGCAACCAACCGAAAUCGCUGCAGACAGUACGCCAACGACUUCAAGAGAGAGCAAGUGGGUGGAGUAGCGAAAAUAUUUCAGAAAAAUUGCGAAAACAACAAAAAGUCGAACAGCCAGAACGUGUUAAACCAUCGCCGACUGACAUUUUAAAGAUGAAGCAGCACAUUGAAAAGAAGUUAAUGAUGCAGGAGAAGAUUCAGGAGAGUUUACAGGAACGAAUGGAGCAACAACUUCACGAACAGAAACAACAACAGAUGAAAUUGCAAAAGGAAUUGAACGCCCUCGUCAGCAGAGCAUUGUACGUCGGAUACCUGAAACAUCACGACCAACAUGAACAACAACCACAACAACAACAACAGCAACAUCAAUUGCAAAAGCAACUGCAUCAAUUGCAACUGCAACUACAACAACAACAAAAUACUGAUUUUGAAAACAGCAACGACCACCAGUUGAAACAAACAAGACAAGGCAAAAUUUAUUCUCCUAUAGCCAAGCAAGAAGAGAAAGCGAUGAACAAUACAAAUUUAUCCCGACAAGAAAUCAAAACUGAAAGUGAUUUGUACCAAAGCAGUUGUCAGCUAUCAACCAAACAUGCCAAGCAACAGCAACAACAGCAGCAGCAGGCAGAUAAACAAGCUGGGAAAACGUUAAACUUGUCGCAAAAUCAACAAUUCAACAACCACCACAAAAAAAAUAAAAUGUCGUCCCCGCGUAACGAGCGAGUAAAAAAUGAAGAGCUAGAGCUAGACACGGCAAGAAGCUGGCAAAACAUUUCACAAAAACAACACCAUCACAACUACCCAAACACUGAUUUGGAAUCUCGAGAAAUAUUAAUCCCAUCUGAAGAAACGUCAAGUUUAAAAAUUUCUCAGCAACAAUCGUCGGAAAGAAAUCCCGUUCGAUCGCAACAGCAGCUGGAAAACCAUUUACACCACCAGCAGGAUCAGCAGCAGUUGCAGCAACAACUGCAACCACAAAAUUCAUCGCAGACAACUGUAUCGCAACAAACACAAAAUAACGUUUCUUCAUAUUCAUUAGUUUCUCAGUCCGCCGUGAGAUCGCCCCAAUUAGCUUCGCAACUCUCAAUAUCGAACUCCAACAGCCAUACGUCUAGUUUAAACAAAGGUAAGUCUAUACCAAAAGUUUUUUUACCAACGAAAUCAUCACAUAACUCCAGAUCCUCACCUUCGAUGUCCAGUCGUUCUGUCAGCAAACAUCAUCCGCAAUCUUCAAAAAAACUGGAAAUCUCACCAACGAAAUCGCAAAAUUAUUCGCUGAAACCACAAAACUCAACAAAAUCUUCGCAGCAGCAGCAAGAAGCACCGAAACGACAAUCAAAAUUGCGGUCACUGUUUUCAUUUAAAAGUUCAAAAAGCAAGCAACAACCAGACGCUAAUUGCCUUCAACUUCCAGAUCAACAACAUCAACGUCAGCAAUCGCAACAGAGAUCUCAUCGGCAUCAACAAGACCAAUAUAUAUCUUCACAACAACAGCAACACUCAAAGCAAAGAAAACAAGGACAACGUGUUGAAACAUCGACAAAAGUUUUUCAAAAUGUUGUCGAAUAUUCUCCUUCGUCGACCAGUCAUGAAAACAAACUCAAAUCAGAUUUUGACAGCUGUCGGAUGAACGCUCCUCGCAAAGAACACCACCAGCAUCACCAUCACCACAUCCAUCAUCAUCGCAGACGGCAGAACAGGCGACAACAACUUCAAGCAGAACAUGAGUUUGAAGAACCGUCGUGUGAUCGGGACGUGGCAGAACCUCUGGCUGAUUACGUGGACUCAAUGGAGUGCCCUGAGGCCGCUACAUACGACGAGCCCGACUCGCAACCGUACGAAGCUGCCAACACCAUCACACCAACACUCUCCGUUUCAAACUUCAACAACGAGAAGGAACCGCCCCUUUGCCAUCCCAACAUCGAAGAUGUGACGGUUGAGAAAUUUUUAAAUAUCUACAAAGAUUUUUUGAGCAAACAGUUGGAACUGAAUCAAAAAAAUUUAGCAAAUAAGGAUAAAUCAAACAAUGAAUGCAAGAAUAUCGACUUUUUGCGCAGCCUCUACGGUGCUUUGAAGAUUGUUAAAAGUGAGAAGGACAUAUCAGAACUGGAAUGUUUGAUGCGUAAGUUAACUUUUUGUUGUCCGUCGCCAUUCAAAUGUUCUAAAGGAGAGUACAUGGCUGCCGGGCACAUCUUCGAUGACAUCUGUAGGCCAAAUCGUGACGAUGGGCCCGUUUUUUGUGGCUACGUAGCCAGACCUUGUGGUCGCUUCAGAAUGCUGGAUGGGUCGAACUGCAAAGCGAGGCUUUCAAAAUCAGUCAAUCUCAAUUUUCCUGUUAUUAAUAAAAGGGAAAAGUUCAACGCAUCGUCUCCACGUCUAACGAAAAACAGAAAAAACGCUCAAGUUAAGCCGUGCAAUUCCGAAUAUUCGAGUGUGGCUCGUACAAAAAAUAUUUCGAAGCAUCAGAACAUCAGAGAUCGCAACUGCGCCACAGAUGAAUGGGCUACGCACAAAAGUUUUUUAAAUUAUUAUUUGAACCGUAAGAAAUGUUGGAAUGUAAGUCGACACAAAAACACCAUCAGCAAAAUCGUAAACAAGUCUAAUUAUUUUAAGAUACCGAAGCCAGGGUCGCCGCGGCAGAUCUUAAAAUGUAACGCAUCAACGAAGAUCUUCAGUGAUUCAAGUAGGAUGGCAAAUGAAGAAAGUAGCAGCAGAUGCUACAACCCGAUUGUCAACAGUACCGCGUCUGCUUUGAAUGCUGCUGAAAUGAUGGCACGAUGUAACUACCAAGUCAACGAACUCCUACCGAACUACGACUACAUUGACGUCUCAAAAAUUCCCGUUUCCAACGAAAUCAAACCAGCUACUCCAAAGAGCGAUCACAGUCUGAAAUAUAGCUUCCAUAAAUAUACUAAAAACUUUGAAAGGAACGAUGUCGAUUUGAAAAAAUGCUCCUCGGUCAUUAUAGAAUUGACGCCUAAAAAAGAGAUUUAUUCUAGAGAAAAAAAUUGCUUAGAUAGAAACAUUCCACUACUUGAUUACGUACCAAAAGAGCCACAAAUUUUCAACCAGUAUCCAUUUUUUAACGACAUUGGAAACGGCGAAAAGACUCGGACGGUUACCAAUUUUUACGAUUGCCAGCAAGCACACAACUACUGCCCAUCUUACUACGAACUGAGCAAUGAGGCCAGCAACUGCGGUACAUUGGUGCCUUGCGGAACUCGCAGUUCCAAAAUGAAUUGUCAAAGUAAUAACCAGAGAUUUAGUCCGCAGAACUGUGCAGCUCAACAAAUGAAUUCCUACGAUGUUGUUUACCGGCCAAAUACGAGAUGCAAAAAUUUAACAUUUUCAGAGCUUCAAGAUAGAACAAAGUUGGAAAAUGAAAGGCAGCAGCAUUUAUAUCAGCAAGAUUUGUUGCUGAAACAGCAACACGAAUUAACCUUACUGCAACUUGCCAUUCAGGAACAUCUAAAAGAGGACUACCGGCAAAUUCAAGAGCAAACCGUGUGCAAUCCUCCUUCCUUAGUUAACAAUUUAUCGAGAGAAUGUCAAUCAGGGAACAUGUUUCAGAACGAAAGAGUCAUCAAAUCAAACAGCCCUCUACAACAACUUCAACAACCACAACAUUGCCAAAACAGUAUGAAUGCUUACUCUUGCAGUCCUCGCCAGCAUUUUUGUCCAGUGCAAUCUCCUAUACGUCCACAGGCAUGUCAUCAGUACGCAUCACCGGCUUUUUCGCAAUUUAAUUCACAGCAAAAUCUCCAAAUAUCUGAUAUGGCUGGUAGAAAUAGUCCUUUCAAACGUAGAAAAACCCCAAUGACGUGCGAUCAGGUUGUAGGAGGCGAUAAUUGUCAAUCGAAACCUCCUUCACCACCCAGCAACCCACCCGACUGUCUUUCCCAAAAUCCAAAAAACUUCAACUGCAAAUUAACGCCAACGGUAUACAGCCUACCUCUGAAACCGGCCCUAAAUCCGGACGACGAAAAUGGUGGAAGUAUGAGCUCCAAAAAAUAUUCCUACGAAGGUGAUUCGAGAAGUGUUUUAGGAUUUCCCAGAAACAAUAAGAAAGGAUCUGAAAAUGAUGAUGGAAAUAAUUCUUCUUGCGACGCUGAAUAUAGCCAUCAAAAAUUGAAAAAACAGGUUGAAAAAACAACGAUGCAAUUUUUACGAGACUUGGGAAAACUUCCGAAAUUUCCUAACUGCGUUUCUCCGAGGUGCGAAUUUGCACCAGUGGGCGAUCGCAGUUGUCGCUCCACGAAACCUGGAAUCCCCUGCCUAACGGGUCUACUUGAGGAACGCUCAAGUUGCGAGAAAAAACUAAAAAUUCCCAAACUGAAACAAAGGUUUCCACAACAUGUAAUUGCUCCCAAACAAAGUAAAUGCACGUGCCUACAAAGUGUCAAAAGAAGACCCUACAACUACCCAUUUUACAAGCAAAUAAAUCCCAGAACAGUUUUUUUGGAACCUCUAUCGGUAAGCGAAGACCCGUACGUUCAGCAGUUAGAAAAAGUGAUAGCCUGUGAUAAUGAGAUGCACCCGGCAGAGAAAGAUUACUGCAUCCGGCAAAAGGAUGCUCGUAUUAAAAAGUUGCAGGGUAACAUGAAGAACGAACGUUUGAUUGAACAGCUGAGAGCCAAUGUGAAAAGCAGAUCUCAGUGGCGUCAAGAGUCUGCUAAUGUGACUGGCUGUAAUAAUAAUUCCGACAGCCUGAAGAACCUGUGUGGACAACUGCAAAGCGACAACAUUGAUCCAAGCGAACUGCAAAUAUUCAAAAAUAAUAAUGUGAAGGGCAUCCAAGAAGAGAGGAUACAGAGGCUUAUAUCCGGCACUUCCUCCGCUAAAAGAAGUCCAAAACACAAAAGCAACAAAAGCCCAAAUAAAGAAUGGCACAACAAAUUAAAUUCCCCGAGCCCUACCAACAGCAGAAACGAAAUUCUAACACCCGAAACCCACCUAGGAAAUUUUGUUUCUCAGACAAACGCCAAGUACAGCAAGCAGUUGAAAAUGCAUACGAUAAUCAAUCAACACUCAGAAAAGCAGCACUCUAAUGACAAAUCUUUAACUGCACACGAUUCGACGAAUGAUGAAAUGUUUGGAUCGUCAGUUUCAAUGCGUCUGAAGAGGAACCAACUAUUCACAUCCUGCAAGUACACACCCAAACACGCCAUCAACAUUAAAUCCGCCAUGAGACUCAACAGACAGAUGAAAAAACUGGAUACAGUACGUAUAAGCCCGAAAUCCCACCGUAAAGAACAGUGCUCCUGGUGGACGAACCACGGAUUAAGCGACGGCAUCUAUGACAUAGUUUACAGCAAUAUUGGCGGUAACGGAGACUCGCAAAAUCCGGAUUUUGUAAGGCGGAGUGCCGACGAAAUGAGUGGGACGCACUAA
This is a messenger RNA of Helobdella robusta, 6036 nucleotides long. RefSeq lists its product as hypothetical. The record is from RefSeq and is a predicted model, not a curated record. Lineage: Eukaryota; Metazoa; Annelida; Clitellata; Rhynchobdellida; Glossiphoniidae. The transcript has 4 exons. Bases 1 to 6036 code for a protein of 2011 amino acids.